AUGGCCUACGACGCCGGCGGCGGCCGCGCGCGCGCGGCCGAGCUCGCGGCGCUCCUCCGCGGCGACGUCGCGGCGCCGCUCGCCGGCCGCCGCGUGCUCCGCGAGGGCCCGCUCAAGAAGGUGAACCGGGGCGGGCCGAAGCAGUACCUCUUCGUGCUCCUCGACGACGCGCUCCUCUACUGCCGCGCGGUGCCCAACGGCGACGCGCUCGAGCUCAACCACGAGCUACCGCUGGAAACCGUCGUCGCGGGCCUGGGCCACCACGGCGCGGCGACGGCGCUCCGCGUCGAGUCGCCCGCGAAGAGCUUCCUCUGCGUCUCCGCGGACGCGGGCCGCGACGGCCUGUCCGUCGAGUCGUGGGCCGAGGCCGUCGCCGCCGCGGCGGCCGCGCGGCGCGAAAAGACGGGCGCGGCACCGCCGGCGGCGCUGGCCCCCGUCUGGACCGUCGACGGCCACGGCGACGACUGCUCGCUCUGCGGGAAGCUCUUCACGCUCUUCGACCGCAAGCACCACUGCCGCAAGUGCGGCCGCCUCGUGUGCCACGCGUGCUCGGGCGAGAAAUUGUUGCUCCCGGAC
This is a messenger RNA of Aureococcus anophagefferens, 576 nucleotides long. RefSeq lists its product as hypothetical. Gene Ontology annotation, molecular function: metal ion binding. Lineage: Eukaryota; Pelagophyceae; Pelagomonadales; Pelagomonadaceae. The transcript has a single exon. The record is from RefSeq and is a predicted model, not a curated record. The annotation marks the transcript as partial.